AUGGAGAACGCCGCCGACCAGCCCAAGGAGCCCUCCAAGAGCGCCUUGAAGAAGGCCGAGAAGCAGGCCAAGAUGGCCGCCGACAAGGCCGCUAAGGCCGCUAAGCAGGCUGCCCUCCCCGUUGUGGGUGGAAAGAAGACCGACGAUAUCAUUGGUAUCACCGUCACCAAGGCAGAGAACUUCCCAGCAUGGUAUCAAGAGGUUGUCCUCAAGGGCGAGAUGGUCGAAUACUACCAGGAGAUUUCUGGCUUCUUCGUCCUGCGUCCUCUGUCAAUGCAUAUCUGGAACGUCAUCCGAAAAUGGUUCCAGGAGCGCAUCGAGCUUAUGGGUGUUGAGGAGACCAGCUUCCCCAUGUUCCUGUCCUCCAAGUCACUGGAGAAGGAGAAGGAUCACGUCGAGGGCUUUGCCCCCGAAUUGGCUUGGGUUACGAAAGCUGGUGACAAGGAUCUCGAAGUCCCUGUCGCAAUCCGCCCUACCUCCGAAGCCGUCAUGUACCCUUACUACUCCAAGUGGAUUCGAAGCCACCGAGAUCUCCCCCUUCGAUUGAACCAGUGGAACUCUGUUGUUCGGUGGGAGGCUAAGCAGACCACUCCUUUCCUUCGAACAAGAGAAUUUCUCUGGCAGGAGGGCCACACUGCCCACCUGACCGAGGAGCUUGCUGGAAAGGAAGUUUUGGAGAUUCUGGAGCUAUAUGCUGGCGUCUACGAGCAGCUUCUGGCUGUCCCCGUUGUCCGAGGACGCAAGACAGAGAAUGAAAAGUUCGCCGGUGGUUACUACACCACUACCGUCGAGGGCUACAUUCCUUCCAACGGACGUGGUAUUCAGGGUGCCACCUCUCACUGCCUUGGCCAGAACUUUAGCAAGAUGUUCGACAUCACCGUUGAGGAUCCUGCCAACAAGGGUUCACACAUCCACGUCUGGCAAAACUCCUGGGGUCUGUCUACCCGUGUCAUUGGUGUCAUGAUCAUGGUACACGGUGAUGACAAGGGCCUUGUUCUCCCUCCUCGAAUUGCCAAGACCCAAGUCGUCAUGAUCCCCGUCGGCAUCAAUAAGAGCACCACUCCCGAGGAUCGCAAGAAGCACGAGGAGCAGCUUGAUAGCAUCAGGGAUACCCUCAGGAAAGCUGGUGUCCGAUCUGAGUCUGACUGGAGAGAGGGCUACACCCCUGCUUGGAAGUUCAACGACUGGGAGCUGAGGGGCGUUCCCCUCCGAAUUGAAUUUGGACCCAAAGACGCCGCCAAGGAAGUUGUCAGCUGGGCCAGACGAGACACUGGUGAGAAGGGUACUAUCCCUAUUGCCGAGGUCGCUACCAAGGUUCCUGAGCUUCUGGAGACUAUCCAGCAGGACAUGUACAACAAGGCCGAGAAGUCCUUCCGAGAGCACCGCCUGCAGAUCACUAAGUGGGAAGACGUGCUCCCCUCCCUGGACAACAAGAAUGUUGUUCUGAUUCCCUUCUGUGGCGACGGCAAGUGUGAAGAUCGUAUCAAGGAGCUUACGACCCGCGAAGAUACCCAGCCCGAUGUCCCUGAGAGCCAAAAGCUUCCCUCCAUGGGCAUGAAGAGUUUGUGUAUUCCCUUUGAGCAGCCUGAGGGCGUUGUUGCCGGCGAGACAGAAUGUCUUAGCCCAGAGUGCCAGCGCAAGGCACAGUUCUGGACCAUGUUUGGCAGAAGCUACUAA
This is a messenger RNA of Trichoderma gamsii, 1677 nucleotides long. Its product is annotated as prolyl-tRNA synthetase. NCBI's taxonomy places the organism in Eukaryota, Fungi, Ascomycota, Sordariomycetes, Hypocreales, Hypocreaceae. Gene Ontology annotation, biological process: prolyl-tRNA aminoacylation. Gene Ontology annotation, cellular component: cytoplasm; aminoacyl-tRNA synthetase multienzyme complex. Gene Ontology annotation, molecular function: ATP binding; proline-tRNA ligase activity. The coding region runs from base 1 to 1677 and encodes 558 amino acids. The record is from RefSeq and is a predicted model, not a curated record. The transcript has 2 exons.